Molecule: messenger RNA, 679 nt
Organism: Chaetura pelagica (chimney swift)
Lineage: Eukaryota; Metazoa; Chordata; Aves; Apodiformes; Apodidae
Product: nuclear cap-binding protein subunit 2
Exons: 3
Coding region: 116-376 (86 amino acids)
Biological process (GO): mRNA cis splicing, via spliceosome
Cellular component (GO): nuclear cap binding complex
Molecular function (GO): RNA cap binding
Source: RefSeq, a predicted model, not a curated record
GGAGCGGCUGCUGAGGAAGAGCUCUACGCUGUACGUGGGGAACCUCUCCUUCUACACCACAGAGGAGCAGAUCCACGAGCUCUUCGGCAAGAGCGGCGACAUCAAGAAGGUCAUCAUGGGGCUGGACAAAGUGAAGAAAACCGCCUGCGGCUUCUGUUUCGUGGAGUAUUAUGCAAGAGGAGAUGCUGAAAAUGCAAUGCGCUACAUCAACGGAACCAGACUUGAUGACAGGAUCAUAAGGACAGACUGGGAUGCAGGAUUUAAGGAGGGUAGACAAUAUGGACGUGGAAGAUCAGGAGGCCAGGUCCGAGAUGAGUAUCGGCAAGACUAUGAUGCUGGAAGAGGUGGCUAUGGCAAAACCGUUCAGUGCCAGUGAACAGUGAAUGACUCCUCAGCCUCGCAGGAGAACUAGAUCUGCACUGUAAAUGUUACAAGGCACAAAGUAGGUCUGUUGCACACAAAUUCAUGUAGCUAGAGAUUCACAGAAACUGCUCUCCAUGUUCCUAUGAUCACGUAGCGUGUUCAGUAUCUCUUCUGUUUUAAUACCAGGAUCCAAAGCAUUGCAGAGUACAUAAAUACAGAGGACAUGGGAGCAAGGUUUUAAGCACUAGUAUGGGUGGGGCUUUGGUGUCUUAAUGCUGCUGGAACUCUACUAAAAGGAACAAAGGUUUAAUGGUAU